This is a messenger RNA of Phlebotomus argentipes, 1572 nucleotides long. RefSeq names its product ribonucleoside-diphosphate reductase subunit M2 (gene RnrS). The transcript is spliced from 2 exons. The record is from RefSeq and is a predicted model, not a curated record. Gene Ontology annotation, cellular component: cytosol. NCBI's taxonomy places the organism in Eukaryota, Metazoa, Arthropoda, Insecta, Diptera, Psychodidae. Gene Ontology annotation, biological process: deoxyribonucleotide biosynthetic process. Gene Ontology annotation, molecular function: ribonucleoside-diphosphate reductase activity, thioredoxin disulfide as acceptor. The coding region runs from base 297 to 1415 and encodes 372 amino acids.
CUUGUCCUGGGAUUGUCUGUGCGAAGUGUCUUGGGAAGCUUAAAUGCCGACGCAGAUGUUGAUGGGCUGCUCAGCUGUCCGCUGAUGAAAAGGAGGUUAUUUUCUUCCCGCGCAAAACAGCAAAAAUGGUCGGAAUCCCGCUUUCCGGCACCCCUUUUUUCUGUGCAAAAUCCCACCCGCCAACUCAGUUGGCCAUCAGAAGUGGACGAAGCAGGACUUGAGCAGUUCUUCAAAAAUUCCCCAGUGACUAAUUAACUGUACUGCGAAGCGCCCCAAAAUCACAGAAACCCUCUGAAAUGGACAAGGAGAACAUUACUGAAAGGAUGGAGGCUGCAAAUUUGAGGAGUCCCCGAAAGGCGCUGUCGGAGACUUCCGCCAACAUUACAAAGGCUGACGACGUCAUAAAGGCGGAACUGAAGGUGGCCAAGAGCCCCAAAUUCGACCCGGAGCUCGAGCCGCUGCUGCGUGAGAAUCCGCGGAGGUUCGUGGUGUUCCCCAUUCAGUAUCAUGACAUCUGGGAGAUGUACAAGAAGGCGGAGGCGUCCUUCUGGACGGUGGAGGAAGUGGAUCUCUCACGUGACACCGAUCACUGGAACGCCCUCAAGGACUGCGAGCGGAAGUUCAUCUCCCACGUGUUGGCCUUCUUCGCGGCCUCCGAUGGGAUUGUGAAUGAGAAUCUGGUGGAGCGAUUCAGUCAGGAGGUGCAAAUCACCGAGGCGCGAUUCUUUUACGGCUUCCAGAUUGCCAUGGAGAAUGUGCACAGCGAGAUGUACAGCCUCCUCAUUGACACGUACAUCCGCGAUCCGCAGGAGAAGGAGUUCCUGUUCAACGCCAUCGAGACGCUGCCGUGCGUGAAGAAGAAGGCCGACUGGGCGCUCCAGUGGAUCGCCAGCCAGGAGGCAAACUUCGGGGAGCGCGUGAUCGCCUUCGCGGCGGUGGAGGGCAUUUUCUUCAGCGGCAGCUUUGCCUCCAUCUUCUGGCUGAAGUCACGCGGCAUCAUGCCGGGCCUCACAUUCUCCAAUGAGCUCAUCUCACGCGACGAGGGACUCCACUGCGACUUCGCCUGCCUCAUGUUCAAGCACCUGGUGCAGAAGCCCAGCAAGGAGCGCGUCAUCGAGAUCAUCCGCGAGGCCGUCACCAUUGAGCAGGAGUUCCUCACGGACGCCCUGCCCGUGGACAUGCUGGGCAUGAAUUGUCAACUCAUGUCGCAGUACAUUGAGUUCGUGGCCGAUCGGCUGCUGCUGGAGCUGGGCGUGCCGAAGAUCUACAACUCCAAGAAUCCCUUCAGCUUCAUGGAGUUCAUCUCGCUGGAGGGCAAGACGAACUUCUUCGAGAAGAAAGUGGGCGAGUACCAGAAGGCGGGCGUCAUGGCGGACCGCAUGGACAAUGUCUUCACAAUGGACGCAGAUUUCUGAGCAGUGAUUUCUUUUUUACAUAAAUCCCUACGUGUAAGAUUCCUCCUUUUUUCAUCUAUUAUUAUCAUUAAUAUUAUCAUUCAGCGUGCGAUACACGCAUUUUGUGCAUUCAUUACUACUGUAGAAGUGGUGUUAGAAAUAAAAUUGACGAGAUGAA